Messenger RNA from Plutella xylostella (diamondback moth), 4340 nucleotides. RefSeq lists its product as uncharacterized. The record is from RefSeq and is a predicted model, not a curated record. Lineage: Eukaryota; Metazoa; Arthropoda; Insecta; Lepidoptera; Plutellidae.
CUCUGUUAGGAGUUAGUUUAUAAUGUUUUAAAUUAAUAGUAAAUGUAACACUUUGAAUAAACAUGUUUUUGUAAGCUAACUGUGUCUCCAUCACCAAUUCAUAAUCUCAUAUAUUUUUUAUGAUUUUUUUGUCUGAAUAAAAUGUUCUAACCGACCAAUUUUAGCUUGUGUUAAAAUGGGUAGGUAGGUAUACAGGUAGGUUGGGAAAAAAGAACAUUUUAAAAUGAUAUCGUAAAAUUUCGCAUAACACUUAAAUAAUAUUUUUACAGCAUUACUCUUCUGAAAACACUUCAGUUUUAGAGGUAAAGUUAUUCGAGUUAAAGUGUUAGGCAUAUUGUAGAAAUGAAGACCAAGAAUGGGUAUCUUAAAUAAUAUACUAUUAGUGACACUACUUGUAAGUAGUAAAGAAUCUUACAUUUUAGGGACAAAUACGAAAACAACUGAAACAAAUGCUACCAUUACAUCAAAAAAAGAAAUAAUACAUUUUGGCUUAGAUACCGCACAAACAGCGACUGUCGGAACAACACCAAUAAAAAAUAAUGAUCUUGAAACCAACUACAGAGCAUUUUCAAAAAACAAAACAGAUGAAGUUUUACCGGAAAACAUUAAAAAUAUAAUACCAACAACGGUAUCGCCACAAGUAGGGGCUCCUAAGCCUUACGAGUUAAUAGGUAGUGGAGUAAGAAGACGCAGGAGACAAACUAACUACAAAGACGAUGAUAGUGAUGACUCCGACAGUAGAGAAAAGAAAGAUUGGAAGAAAGAGUGGAAAGCACGUUGGCAGCAGAAAAAACUAAAAGCCCUUAACAGUACUACUACUACACCUAAAGGAGGUGUCAUGAACAUGGUAGCAGCCCGGCCAUGGGGCAAGCCCUGCAGCGACCCGAAAGCUGGCGCUGGUCAGGAAGGGACCUGCACGCUGCCGGUGGAGUGUGACAAAGAGUUCCGGCUCUACCGAGCAGACUACGACUGUGGUAUGACCGGGUUCGUCUGUUGUAACAUCCUGCCCGCCGAGUACGACAUGUACCAGGCCAUAGACCCCUCUUUUGAAACCUCCAUCGAACGAGAAGCCUCAUCAAGCGAAACGGAAGAAAGAAAAGGUAAGAAGAAGAAGAAAGAUGAUAAGAAAAAGAAAAAGAAAAUCCGCGCGAAACGCAAGAAGCGAAUCAAGAAAGCGAUCAGAAAGAUCGACAGGGCAAUCAAAAAGAUCGUGAAAAAACUGGAAAGGAACACCAAUAAAGAGAGAAGAUGGAAGACGAAGCAAUGGCAAGAGUUUGUGAAGCACUUGAAGAAAGAGUACAAGAAGGAGAAGAAACAGGUGGUGGCGCAUCACAGCGACCAGAUGAAACAGAUAGACGCUGAGCUUAUGCUGCGACUGAAACAGAUGGCGUUGUUAAACAAGAAGUUUGCGGAAAACAAGGCUUUUAGGGACAUGAUAGUCACGGGUCACCUGAAUGACAGGGGUGUUCGCAUGCUGAUUGAGGAAUACCCUGACAUGGAGCCGAUGCUGAGGAGCAGUGCGAGGCGGGGUGGAGGAGACGUCGGCCACCAAGAAUACGAUCUGACUAAUGAGUACGGACUACUCUAUUACUGAUUAAUAAAGGUGUUGAUGAAACCAUGGGUUUCUGUUCCAUCACGUUCCAAUAUAGUACAUAAGUGUACCUUACUGUAAAUAGGCGCUUUUCUUAAAGAAAUAAGCUGUUACUUUUAUGAAAUUAUUCCUCAGAUAAUCCUCCAUCAGUCAUGCAUCCAAAGAAAUAUAUUUCAGAGGGAACUUGAUGGAUUAAGACGAAUAUCCCUGGAAUCUAUGUAGGUAAGAAUAAUAAGAUGUAGGUACUUACCUAAGAAAGUCAGGACUACAAUCAUUUUGAGUUUGUGCUUUCUGCGAGUUUGGGAUUUAUAUGAUAAAUAAAUAAGUAGGUAUGUCUAUUAAUCAUUUUAUUUGUAUGUAGGUGCUUUCGAAACUUCAAGGCUUUUAUACCCACCUCUUUAUCUGGAUAAGAAAGGCCGAGGAGAAAGUGAAGUUUUGCGUUUAUUUCUAGAGACCUAUGUCCAACGGUGGCCUAUAAGAAACAUAAAGACCAAUCUAAAAGUUGUUGUAGUUAGUUUCCUACCUAGGUAUAUUAGCAAUAAGCGAGAGUUAUAAUGUUUAACUUUGUCAAUUCCCUCUGAAACUAACAGUUAACAAUCCUCAUAACAUACAGUCGUGUAUCAUGUCAGCAUAGUUCAGAGAUAAGCACCAUUCUGCAAUAUAAAGUGGCUGUCCUAUAGUUUAUAAUCCUUAGAGAGAGAAAUAGUCAUAUGUGAAUGUCGUUUUGUAGAUUAAACUUCAUGAGUCGGUGUAUGGUAGACACAGAUAAUGAAAUGAACCUUUUUAACCCUCCGCAAGCCCUCCGCUGAUAUAAUAUGGGUGUUAUAAGAUUGUCGAGUGGGUGGAAUCAGUGGAAUUAAAACGUCCGGAUGAGAAUUUGUUCAUGUCUUUCAUCAUAGGUACUAAGUAAGUAUGCUUACACAAAAAUUGGUAGGUUAUAAGUACCUAAAGAGUCUUCUCCACAGGCGACGAAAACCAUUUAAAAUUUGAUCAAGAUAUUUUCGUUUUUCCAAAAGGACGCCACUGCUUUGGGAGAGGCCUACGUCCAGCGGUGGACUGCUAUAGGCUGAUGAUGAUGAUAAUGAUUUUCGUUUUUACUUGAUAGUAUCCUGAUGUGCUGUUAAAUGUACUUCAAUAUUGUAGGCGGCCUCAUUAAGCCAGUCUUCCAUAUAUAGAAGUAAUUUGGUGCUAUCGUCAUUGGAACUUUUUCAUUGCUUGUGAGACCGCCCGUGAGCUCAGCUGGUGCUCCAUACUUACACAUCCUCAAGCGGGUACUAGCGGGUUGUCCACAGGCUUAUCUAUAUGCGGCUAAAGUUUCCUGUUUACAACGCCGGAUACUAUGAAAAUGUGUUUUUGUGGCGGAAACAGGAUAUAAGCUCAGUAGAGUUUAGUAGAUAAAAUCCUCCUACCUACGGUUGCACUUCUAUUGAAAACAUUAUUUCUAUGCACUUAAGUAAGUAUAUGAGUAACUUCCGGGGCUGAAAAUAUGCUUUUAAUGUAGAGUGCCUUGAUCAUACAGUUACUUAGUUUAUUUACUUCCAUGCCCUUGAUUGACCUAGAUAUUCUACACUGUAUGUUCCUAAUUCUCUGCGUUACGUUUAUAGGUGAACCAUCUACCCUGAAUACUGAAUACCUAUUAUGAUACGAACGACGAUCGAAUAUAAAUCCUAUUAUUCGUAGCACUUAAAACGAACUUUAGAUCAUUUUAAUUUCCGCAUAAGUACUAUCACGUCCCGAAUAUCCGAAUAUCGAUUUCCCGUUGUGGGCUAUAAACCGUAGCAUGGAAGCUAUUAUUCUGGAUUGCGAAACCAUAAUAUUAUCUACCUACCUACAGAAUCCUAUAAAAAUAUAGUUUCAAAAACCACGAAAAUAGGUAUGAACUUAUCUCAUAAUUUUAACGACUAUAAUUUAUAUGUGAAUUUACUAAUACCAUGGUAGACUAUAAAUGUUCACACUCUGUGUUCGUCUGCCACAGAAGAGAAGACCAUCACGAUUAAUCUAGAUGAUAACGAGAAGCCGUCCCUCAUUUUUGUCAUUUCCUUGUAUCAGAAGGCCUGUCACUAGGCACAAGAGACGGGAGCUUUUGUCACGUCGUGCUAGGCAUUCUGAUCUCCGUAUCUCAGCCACUGCACAUCAUGAAUUCAUGACCUAUGUUUGACUCAAGUACAUGAAACGACGACGAUACAGUGGAUUUCCUGUUUUUUAACUCUAGCAUACACGAUUCGCAUCAGGAUCGCAAUAGGAUUGCCUCGCAGAAUAGGCGCCAGAUUCACUCGAUGUCACGGGCAGCCGCGGCGCAAGGCUCGCAGGUUUAUAGCUUGGUGUUCAAUUAAAUUUGUUUUUUAUAUAUUUUUUAUGCUGCUCAUUUUAUUGGUCGUCGUUUUUAACGAGUUUCAGUAGUAAGUGGUGGCAUGGGAUUUACUUCACACGGGAAAUGUAGGCUGCUUGUCAAAAAUGCGACACGCUCGGCGUUUUAUGCAAAUUUUGAGGCGCAGAUUUAAAUUUAAUAAACUCAGUUUUGUUUUACCUGUAGGUUUAUUUUUGGUAAAUACAGCUUUUGAGAUGUCGGUCCAAUUAGGAAUUGCUCUGCAUCAGGUAUAUUGACUCGUGGAUGCAACGUUUACUAAUAACUCCAAAGCCAUGUAGGGGCAACAUUGAACAGCAUUACAUACCUAGCACGGGAACAAGAACACGUAGGCAUACGUUCUCGAGGAGCCUCAAUGUGUAAUGAGGCCGACAAAAAUCUUAA